ACACUCGGAUAUCGGUGUCUUUCGGUUCGAAAAACUGGUGAAAAAUUGUGAAAAACUAUCGAAAAGUGGUGCAAAGUGACGGCCAGAAUCCGUUGGAAGUAGCUGGUGCAAAAAGUGACCCCGGAAAAGCCGAAUUAUUGUUCUUCUCGCAUCUCGCGUGUGUUUUGUGUCCGUAAGUGCGUGUGUGUUUGUAAAUCUUGAAAGCGACGUGGAUGAUCGUGCCGCAGAAGCAGCGAAGAAGAAAAAAGCAGUUGACGUAGAGAAGGGCGCAAAAAAUAUAUGAAGAAAAUCAUUAAUAAAUAGAAUGCAGUCGUAUUAGUGUUUUUUAAUGUUUCAUUAUCAUUAGUUUUGGGGGUUUAUUUGCCCCGGUGUUUUCGUAAUUUUGCUUUCCGUUGUGUUCCGCACCACAAGUGGUGUUUUUCCUUUUUCUUCGUGAUCGCGAGAUCGCAGCGGUGAAGAGUAACAAGCGCUUGAAAAAUGAGAUUGGAGAUUAGUGUGUGCUUAAGGUGAAGUCGUCAGCACCGACGAGAGGAGCAUCGAGAGCUCUGACCACGAAAUUAAAACGGAAAUUGCGAAUUGUUGUUGCCAAACAAAGCCGUAUUGCUGGCGGCGUGACCGAGCAGCAGCUCGCUAGUAUGUGUACGGGUUUGAAAUUAGUGUGCUGAUGACGGUGUAAUUAUCGUGGGCUUUCUGUGGCGAUUGGUGCUCUAGGGUGAAGCCCACGAAGUAAUCUAGCGUGUUUUUUGUGCGUGGUUUCGGCAGAACUACGCGCACAUGAGAAGAUUAGCUCUACCCACUGUCCGUGAUCGUGACAAGCAAUUUUGAAUUCGAUUAAAUGAAGAUGCCGCGCGCAAAAGGCAAAGUGUGAGGCAUCAUGAGUUAGAAAGUGUGAAGAAAGAAAUGGCGCAGCAACAGACUGAGAUCAAUGAGAGUCUCGCAAAAUCUAACGAUAUAGGUGCCGAUCAACAACAGACAAACAAAUUAAGCAAUUUGCAAAAUGGUACUGAUACUCAACCAGGCGGGAAAAAUUCUCAAAGUGUACCAGUAAUGGGUGGUGAGAAAGCAAAAUCACUAGCCGGCGCAGCUGCCGGAGGUAACGGUGGAAAUGCCCCGUCUUCACCAGCCUCUGCUCCGCCCCAUCCUCCUCACCCGGGUUCGGAAAAUGCACCCGGAAUGCAUCCCUACGAAUCCUCGGGACACCAUAUGCCGCCUGCCAGUAAUGCCGGCCCAACAGACCCGAACAGUAAAGACGAAAUUCAUCAUCACCCACAGCAUCAUCCAAUGCAUCAGCAACAUCCGCAACAUCAUCAGCACCAGAUGUACGGACAGCCGCCGAUGCAACAUCAACAGUAUCCUAGGUAUCACCAUGACCCGAACAUGCCUCCGGGCGAUCCGUACGCCCACUACCGAAUGAGCGCAUCUCCAGGUGGGAAACCUGGUUCGAUGAUACCUCCGAACCGGCCGCCUCCGCAACGCUACAUGCAAGGUCCGGGUGGUCCCGGCGGUCAACCACCCGGUCAACAUCCCGGCCAUCCGGGACAACCGACGCAAGGUCCAACACCGACGUUGAACUCGCUGCUGCAAUCCCAUCCACCCGGUCAACAUCCGCAGCACCGUUACCCGAAUAGCUACGAUCCAAAUCAACCGCAGCCACCGCCAUCUCCCGGUCCGGGUCAACCGGGAGCGCAACCGGGUCAACAGCAGCCACAACAACAGCCACCACCCGGCCAACCUCCGCAACCGUACGGUCAUCAGCAAAGCUGGGCUCCACCACCACGACCGUACAGUCCCCAGCUGGGCUCGCAACCGUAUCGUCCGCCACCACCGGGUAACAACGCACGAGGUCAGCCACCCUACCCACCCGGACCGCCCAACCAAAGUCCGGGCAGCUAUCCUCCACCGCAGCAGCAACAAACUCAAGGCCAACAACAGCAACCGGUUGGUCCGCAAGGCCAGCCCGGUGGUCAACAGGGACCUCCGCCACCGCCGCAAGGUCACCAGCAGCCGGGUGGUCAACCCCCGCCGGGCAGCUCCGCGGGAAGUGGUCCUCCACCACCCUCGUCGCAAGGACCACCGCCGCCACAGGCAAACACUCAGUAUACUCCCUACCAGCAGCGUUAUCCUACGCCACCAGGACCGAACAGCGGCCCCAACCAUCGGUCUCCGUAUCCUCCUCCGCAUCAAUACGAACCGGUAAGAUCGUGGCCAUCACCGGCAGCCAGUCCGGGCCCGGGAGGACAGCCGCAGCAGAGCCAUUUACCUCCGUCGCCGCACGGUCCACCGCAAAGCCCGGGCCAGCACGGUGCUCCCAGUCCGUCCCCGCAGCCGCCGCAACCCGCCCAAUCGCCGCACCAGGAUUCCACGGGCCAAAACAGUAAUGACAGCUCGAGCGGCGGUGGAACUGGUGGUGCUUCCGCUGCUCCCGGUACGCCUAACUCCCAGGGCAUGAGGCCUAGUCCGUCACCGACUGGUUCAUCUGGGUCCCGAUCUAUGUCGCCGGCAGUUGGUCAGCAGAGUUUACCGAUGCCUCCGCGUCCCUCCAGUAGUCACUCCCAAGUUCCAAAUCAGCAAGCACCGAAUCAACUAGGUAGUAGUAGUAGUAGUAAUCUAGGCCACGGUAAUCAAUCGCAGUCGCAACAACCGCCGGAUCAUUCGCGUGUAGCAUCACCGAAUCGGCCACCAUCCGUAUCGUCAGUUGGUGGUCCACAGCAAGGUCCACCCGGACCACCACCUUCGCAAGCAAGCAUGGCAGCUCAAGGAUAUCAGACGCAACCGCCCCAUCCGCCGCAUAUGCACGGUGGCUACAAGAUGGGACCCAGUCCCGGUGGGCCGGGAGCAGGAAUGCCCGGACCACAGCAAAUGUCACCAUAUCCGCCACAUAAUCCUCAAUCGCAACAGUAUUCGCCACAUUCACAAGGAAGUUACUCACCUCGGCCUCAGUACCCGGGUGGUUACGGUCCAUCACCGCCAGGAGGCCAACCAGGGCAACCGCCACCUCCUGUUCCACCCCCAAACAGUGUGACCAGCGGCCCCGGUGGCUAUCCUGGUCAUCGAAUGCCAAAUCAUGUCGGUGGCCCUCCACCGCAUUCGCAAUAUCCUCCGCACCAACCAUAUCAACAAGGUUGGGGACCACCAGGUCCUGGACCACAGGUCCCCGGAGGCCACGUAAACAACCAUCAACAGCAGCAACCGGGCAAGGGAAUGCCACCCACCGGAGUUCCACCAUCACCACAACAAACGAAUCAAGCACAGUCUCAGCAGGGGCCACCUACAGGCGGUCCACCGCAAAGCGGAUCGCCACGGCCUCUGAAUUAUCUUAAGCAGCAUCUACAGCAUAAGGGCGGCUAUGGCGGUGCACCCAGCCCUACACCGCCUCAAGGCUACGGCAAUGGUCCCGGUAUGCAUCCUCCGAUGGGUCCACCUCACCACAUGGGCCCACCGAUGGGACCUACCAGUAUGGGACCACCAUCGGGAACUCCUCCCAACCAGCUACCACCACAAUCCCAGUCGCAGGCCGGACCCAACAGUCAUCCGGAUGGAUCGUUACCACCACAGCCGCCCCAUCCGGAAUCGGGCCCGAUCGGUGGCCUGGACAAUGGUGUCAGCUCGUCUGGACCGGGCGGUGGUAUGCCACAUCCAGUUACCUCACUCGUUACAACGGGACCUGAUGGCGCUACCCUCGAUGAAGCCAGUCAGCAGAGUACCUUAUCCAAUACCUCAGUAGCUUCCGGUGAAGAUCCGCAGUGCUCGACGCCGAAAUCGCGGAAAGGCGAACUCUACAACCAAAGUCACCUGACUAGCACGCCAACGACCGCGUCCCCCGGACCGCACAAUCAGCAUGAAGACUUCGAGAUGAACUCGCCCACAUCCUGGCCCCGGCCGCCAGCUAGUCCAGUAUUUAACAGCCACGUCCCUCCGACGGAGACUCCCUUUAGAUCGACUAAGGUUAAUAUAAAAUCCGACAGUCUGAACAAGCUGUACGACAUGGACGACAAGCCGGAACGGCGGCCCUGGCUGGACAAGCUGCUCGCCUUCAUGGAGGAACGACGAACCCCGAUUACGGCCUGUCCGACGAUCUCGAAGACACCCCUGGACCUGUACAAGCUGUACACACUGGUGCAGGAGCGCGGCGGUUUUCUUGAGGUGUGUAAGGUUACCAAAAGUAAAACAUGGAAGGACAUUGCUGGUUUACUCGGCAUCGGCGCCAGCAGCAGUGCGGCGUACACCCUGCGAAAACAUUAUACCAAGAAUCUGCUCCCGUUUGAGUGCAAGUUCGAUCGGGGCGGUAUCGAUCCGGGACCGAUCAUUGCCCAGGUCGAAGCCGGUUCCAAGAAGAAAUCGAACAAAACCGCAUCGGUUCCUUCUCCGGGUAGGUCAACCGCAUCUAACGUGUUGAGAGCGAACGCUCGUCUAACGCUCCACACCGAAUGUACUCGUUUUCCAGGAUCCUCCAACUCACAGGACUCGUUCCCGGCACCGGGCAGUAGCAGCGCCUCGAUGGAUGGUUACGGUACCUAUCCGGGCGGUGGGUAUCCGCCCGGUGCAGCGGCGGACUACCAGAGCCAACAGCAGCAGUCCGGCGGGCAACCGCAGCAACCGCCGACGCAACCUCCGCAACCGCAGGCCCAACCGAACCUACAACGACCACCAUCGCAGCAGAGCGGCACCCAGUCUCCUCAUCCAGGUGCUCCUUACCAGGCACAACCUGGAGGCUACCAGUAUGGUGCUCCCGAUCAGUACGGUCCGGGUGCUGCCCCCGGCCAGUACCCACCUGGCCAGCAAGGUCAAUAUCCGCCUGCCAGUCGACCCAUGUACCCUCCUUACGGUCCACCAGAAUCUGGUGAAGGAAGAUCGACUCCCCCCGCACCAGGGUCCGCUCCGCCAACAGCAGGCGAUCCGUAUCGAGGUUACGGAGGUGCCCCUUAUCCACCACCACCACAGCAGCGACCUUACCAACAACCACCUCCGGUCAGCUCCGGUCCGUCACAAACACCACCGGCAGGACCACCAGGUGCGGCUAGUCAACCUCCGGUCAGUGGUGCUCCCGGGCAGCCGCAACCGCCAUCAACACAAGGACAAGGGGGAUAUCCCACAACACCGCAACCUCCCCAGCAGCCGGACUACUACCGGCCAGAUCAGCCCACCCAGCCAAGGAGGCAUCCGGACUUUGAAAAGAAUCAACAGCCCUAUCCACCCUACCAGCAGCGACCGCAGAUGUAUCCUAGCGGAUGGCAAAGUAGUGCAGGUCAGUACCGAGGCCAAUAUCCCCCGCAAGGCCCUCAGCAGCAGUGGGGGACGCACAACGGGCCCCGACCAAGUGGACCGCCUGGACCUCCUGGAGGUCCUCCCGGUGCACCCGGUACACCGAACCAAUGGAAUGCCGAUGCUAGCCGCUAUCCUCCGAAUCAACAGCAACCUCCUUAUCCGCCCCAUCAGCAGGGUCAACAGCAACCAUGGAAUCAGAUGUCGCCAACAGCGCAGGGUUUGCCUCUGCGGCCGCCUCCGCGCGGUGGUAAACCGUUUGCUACGAUGCAACAGACCGGAAUGUCCAGCAGUAUGCCAGCAGCUGCCCAACCACAGGUUUCCGGUGGUCCCGUUGCCGGGUCGACCGCUGGUCCCGUCAGUGGAGCAACCGUGGCGCCAGUUCCAAGUGUAGUCGGCCAGCCGGGAGCGGUCGGUGCUAGCAAACCGAUGCCAGCCGCACCGUUCCCUCCGACCAGCAGUGUCGCCCCGAAGCGGGAUAUUGUCUUUCCAUCGGACAGCAUAGAAUCGACGACACCGGUUACGUACCGAAGGAAGCGCAUCAACAAGCUGGACAUCGGUCAAACCGACCCGUGGCGGAUAUUUAUGGCCCUGCGUUCGGGAUUGCUAGUCGAAAGUACUUGGGCGCUGGACGUGCUGAAUAUAUUGCUGUUCGAUGAUUCAUCGGUGGUGUACUUUGGGCUGACCCAUCUGCCGGGGCUCUUGAAUCUGCUGCUCGACCACUUCCAGAAGAGUUUGAGCGAUAUGUUCGACACGAAGGAUAGAAAAAAUCUGUAUGGUCGAGCGUACGGUUGGUUUGGCAAGGAAACCGAUGACGGUAGCGACGAGGAAGAGACGGAAAACAUGACGGACGAAGAGAGGAAAGCUAUCGAGGGCGUUAAGGUGGAGGAAGCGGAACCACGAAUGCCGGAAAUUAAGAAGGAGGUUGGUGGCGAAGAGAUUAAGAUUGAGAAUGGAGAGGUGGAGACGAACGCGGAUGGGUUGCGAGUGAAGACAGACCUGCACCAGCAGCAACAUCGCACGAGAGGUUGCAAAAGGGCUAGGAAGACCUGUGAUCUAGACUUGGGAAGCGUAGUGAAUCCACCGAAUCCGGAGGACCGAAUAGUGGUGUUCAACUCGACUACCAACUAUACAAUGAGCUCCCGGAAAGGUCUGCCGGUGAAGAUCCAACCGGCCGAGGAGGACGUUUUUGUGUUGGACCAUCGACGAAACUGGGACCGGACGGCCGACCAUCGGUACCAUCGGGAGACGGAAGUUGGAGGAGAUCCAUGGACUGCCGGCCACUCGGAACCGGAUCCACACGACUACAUUAUGGAGACGUUCCAGGCAGAGUUUGUAAACAUUCCAUUCGCUAGAAUGAUCAAAACUAGUAAAAAGUAUAAGGCGCGGUGCAAAAACAAUAAUAACAGCAGCAGCACGAAUAACAACCUGAAACGUACGCAGCAGAAGCAUGCCGUUGAAAGUGACGACAGUGAUAGUGAGCACCAACAGCAGCAGCAGCAGCAGCAGCAACCACAUCGGAACAGGACGAACGGAGAUAGUCGGAUCGUGAAUGGAGACGAAAGCAGUGGGGCUGAAGAAGAUACAAAACCUCCUUCCACUAUUGCAGUUAAAAAGGAACUGAAUGAGGUGACCACCGCAUCGAGCGAUGCCGACUGUCGUGAGAUCGACAUGGAGCUGGAAAAGAGCAGUCUAUCGAAUGGACCUCAGGAUGGGCCUGCAGCAGCAGAUGAGCCGACCGACACGGCUGCUAAGGAAAGCAGUGAAGUGAAAAUGGAAAUCGAAGAGGAGUGCAGCAUCACCAACCACCAGCGGACAGUAGUAAGCGAAGAAGACCGAAAGAAGAAGUUUAAUGUGGCUGCAACCAUUCGAGAUCCAGCCAAGGUGCUGAAGCGCCGUCGAAUGAGUGAUUACGAAGAUGAGUGUUACACGCGGGACGAAGCCAGUCUGUACUUGGUUACCGAGGGUCACGACUGUCUGGCGAGGCGUUGUGUGGCAAUCUCGAAUAUUUUGCGAAAUCUGACGUUCGUUCCCGGCAACGAGACUGAAUUUGCUCGCAGUUCGCGAUUCCUGUCGAUAUUGGGAAAGUUGCUGCUUCUGAACCACGAACAUCCGAUGCGAACGAAGAAAACCAGAAACUACGAUAGAGAGGAGGAUGCAGACUUUUCGGAUUCUUGCAGUAGUUUGCAGGGUGAAUCGGAAUGGUGGUGGGACUUUCUGGUGCAAAUUCGCGAAAACAUGCUGGUUUCCAUGGCUAACAUUUCUGGUCAGCUGGAUCUUUCACGGUUUGACGAACCAAUCUCUAGGCCUAUCCUGGACGGGCUGCUGCACUGGUCCGUGUGUCCGUCGGCUCAUGGUCAGGAUCCGUUCCCGACGUUGGGUCUCAACUCAGUAUUAUCGCCACAGCGGCUAGCGUUGGAAGCGCUGUGCAAAUUGUGUGUUACCGAUGCCAACGUAGAUCUUGUGAUAGCAACGCCUCCUUUCACGCGAUUGGAAAAACUCUGCUCCGUUCUGACGCGACAUCUGUGCAAAAACGAAGAUCAAGUGCUGCGGGAGUUUUCGGUCAAUCUACUUCACUACCUCGCUGCGGCCGAUAGCGCAAUGGCUCGAACGGUGGCUAUGCAAUCCCCGUGUGUAUCCUAUCUGGUGGCAUUUAUCGAACAGGCAGAGCAAACCGCCCUUGGGGUAGCCAACCAGCACGGCAUCAACUACUUGCGCGAUAAUCCUGAUUCGAUGGGCACUAGCUUAGAUAUGCUGCGAAGAGCCGCCGGAACUUUACUCCAUCUGGCGAGACAUCCGGAUAAUCGACCGCUGUUCAUGCAACAGGAGCAACGUCUGCUUGGGCUAGUCAUGAGUCACAUCCUUGACCAGCAAGUUGCUCUCAUCAUCUCCAAGGUCCUGUUCCAGUGCUCGCGGGGUACCGGUCCGCUAACAACGAUGGAGAUUGAAUCCCUCAGCAGUAGUAAUCGAAAAGAAUUGAAAAAAUCGACCGACAAGGACCACCCGUCCGAAGCCGCAAAAUCAUCGAUGCAUUUAAAUUCAAUCAUUGCCAACAGCAGCAGCAGCAGCAACAGCAGCAGUAGCAACAAUGCAACAAUGGCACCUCCACCUCCAUCGGCAUCUCUAUCGUCGUCGUCUUCCGGUGGCGGCGGUUCCACGGCAUCGUCAUCGUCCAAAAGCAGCGAACCGCUGACGCAGCUAACAUCUUCGACGGCAGCACCAGCAUCAGCGCCAGCAGCAACGAUGCCAGCCCCAUCCGCUCCGGUCAGUGCUAAUUCGGGACCGCCGGCCUUUGUGCCACCGCCUGCGGUGGUUGCAUCAGCACCAUCGCCGUCGUCCUCGUCGGUCGGAAGUCCGCCGACAGGAAGUAGCUGCCCGCCGGAAGUUGGUUCAUCGCCACCUCCGCCAUCGCAAACACCCCCAAACACCCAGCAGCAGCAGCAACAGCAGCAGCAGCAACAACAACAACAACAACAGCAGCAGCAGCAACAGCCGCAGCAUCCGAUUAUUGCUUCCUCGUAGUGGAAGAAAUCGCUCAUCCUGCAAAGCAUGUUCAACCUGAAAUAGAUGAAUGUGUACGCUUGCUGAUUAAUCACACACACACAGUGGAUGGACAGCUAGCGAACGCGAAACCAGGCAGCGGGAGAAACCCAACACCUCUAGGAGUUUAAGUGGCAACUGAGAAUGCGAAUGCGAAGGAGGAGAGUAAAUAUUCUUGUGUACAGUAAAUUUUAAGUGUUUCUGCUAGUAGGAUUAGGUGGAGCGAACGUCGUGUGUUACGGAAGGAGUGAGUAAUUUAGAGUGAACAGGGGUGGAACGGAUGCGACGAGAGUGAGUGAGUAGUGCUGCGCGAACAGAAACUGAAGAAGAAAACUAAAACAAUACGCGAUUUAAUGUGUAGUAGUAUGUAAUUUGAAAAAAGAAAAAAAACAGUAACAACUGCUAAUAUUAGGUUGACUAUCGCUGAUGUUGAGGCGAGAACCACAACAGCAAACAAAAGGCAGUAGCUAGUACUGUGUGUUGGACAGUUUUUCUUUGUGUAGAGAGCGGGAGAGAGAGAAAGAGAGAGGAAAUAGGUUAAAUCUUUACUAUAUAUGGGGACGGAGGGAUGUGAAGGACCGCAAGGAAAAUUAAAAUACUAAAAAAUCCCGACCAACGAUACAACCGUUGCGAGUAAAAAGAAAAAUUUGCUUUAAUUUUGUGUCCCACUAGAAUCAAACUGUGAAACAAUCGGGUAGUAUAUUAGUAGUGCUUUGUUGGCAGGUCUUGUUUUUAGUUUUACCGGCAGAGCACACGUGUGCCGGCUGGCUAGCUGUCGUUUCGUGUGCAUUAUUGAGAAGGAUGUUAUGCUUUAGGUUGAUAGAAUUGCACGUUUCUUUUUUGGUUGAUCCGAAUAAUCGAUUGUUUUAAUUUUCAUUUUUAUCUACGAUUAUUUUUCACGGCCUUUUCGAGAUAUUAUUACCGUACAGCCUACACUAGAUAUUUCUUUUUGCGCUAUCUGGAGUACGCCUGUUUCAUUGCAGCAUUUUGUAUGGUACUAUUUCCGAUAGACAGCUGAUAUGACGAGUGCCGCAUGUUUUCUCUUCCGGGCAGAGACCUUCGGGUCCUCUGGAACACCUACAAAACUUGCAGUUUUGUUUUAAUUUGGCAGUGAAUUAAAAACAGAUUUUUUUCUAGAAUAUUUCGAAGAAUGUUUUUUGUUUUUGCCUGAGAACAACUUGAACGAUGAACUGUAUGUAUACUCAUAGUGUUAACUGACAAAAGUGUAGCGUUACAACGGCAUGACACACAGAAAUGCAUCGCUAUUACCAACCCCCAGAAACCCCACCUCUCCCCCUAUGUAUAGGUGUCAAACUAUAUAUUCUAUUGUUGGUAGACACACACACACCUACAAGACGACGACGUCACGGUCGAAAUUGUAAAUUUUUUCCCCUAUGAUAUGUAAGAGCGACCUUGUACGAGACAAAACUACUUAAUCGAAUGGAAAUACGAUGGGGACAGCUUUCUCUCGAUUUCCCGAAACGGAAAACCAGGCGAAACAAAGAAAAACAAAACGCUCUAGGAUUGGGAAACACGUGUAAUUAGUAAUUUAUUAUUGAUGCAUCGCUCCGCGGCUCCGCGGCUCCGGGCUCAGAGCGUGCGAGCUAAUGGCGAGGAAAAAAGAAAACAUUGAUCUAUUAACUGAUUGAUACUGGAAGUAAAUUAAUGUGUUAGAAGUGUAGCUAAAGUAAAACUAUAUGAGUAUAGCAAAAAGAAAAAAAACAUAGAAACAACAAAUAGAAUAUAUUAGAGUGGUCCUUGAUUACAAUUGGGCAAAAAUAAGAUCAGCAAAAAAAAAACAAGAAUUACAAAACAAAAUGCGAAUGUGGUAGUACCGGUGGCACAGCAGAAGAGAUGUGGAACUCUAAAAGCUACUGAAAAAAGGUGUCCAAGGGCCGAAGGUCGUUUGUGGUGGACUUCCUCCGGAACACGGGCAGCGAAUUAGGGACAUGUAAACUAAAUAAACCGAAUCUCUGUUAGACUUAGAGAUGAUUAAACGAAUAUUUAAAUCCUGAAUCACACAAACAAAAACACACAUACAUAAAACGCGAGUCAUAACGGGGGGACGGAGAAGAAAACAUAAAAACACAUGCUGCUGAAGAACACACUAGUGAGAUAUACGGCUUAAGAUCUAAGCUGAUCCCCAAGCUAAAAGGGGAUCACCGAAACAAGGAGGAAUAGUUAGCUGUGGUAAACAAGACAAAAAAACAAACAAACAAAAAAAGGUAAAAUAUGAAUAUCUGUUUAUCUUCCCACUUUUUUCCGUUGUACAACUGGAUGUGUGUGUAACAAGCUUAACGAAUAAGAACCCUAGAGCAAACGAAUGUAAACUGGACACGCUGCUGACCAGGCGCGGAAGCAGUACCCAAUUUGUUUCCGGCUAAUUUUGAACUCUGCUGAUAAACCCAGCACCGACCGACGGAGAAUAGAAUGUAGUUGAGCUAUGUGUAAAUUUGAGGACAAAAAAAGCGGAACUGCUUUUUGUAUAGACGUGGAAAGAGAGGAAGCACUUGAGCAGGCUUUAACUCUUAACUUACCCUCCACCCCCCACACCCUUUUUUUCGUGAUGGUUCUUUGAUUUAAGAUGAGAAUAGGUUUCUUGCAUUGCAGGUUUAAAUCAGUAGGACUUAAAUUUUUCCUCCCCCGCGAGCUUGUCGUUGUCUCUCAGUAAGGAAAUUAAAUUAUUAUAAUUUUUGUAUGGACCCCUUAUUUACCGCGGAUUAAGGAGCAGCACGAACCUAGUAGAACCAUUUCCUUUGUAAGCUGAUUUAUGAAGGAAGCAACGAGUAAAUAGUAAAACAAAAAAAAAUCAAGCACCGUUGACAGAGAAUAAAAGCAGAAAACAAAAAAGUAUAUAAUAAAGUAAAUCUUUAUUAAGAAGCUAACGUUAGCUUGUAGGACGGGAACUCUUAAUAACCUAUUAUUUAAUGAAACAAUGCAGAAAAUGCAGUGGAUACACAAAGGAAGGAAAAUAUAUAAAUGUCAAAUAAAUUCAAUUAAGGAUAAUUUAACAUUAAACAAAACAGAAAACACAGCGCACGCUAAUUGGAAAAAAACACUUGGAUCGAAGAUGUUGAGAGAGAUGUGUCGGAAAUGGAAAAAACGAUCAACAACAACACGUACAUACACAAAAAAGUAAGGCAAAAUAAAUAGCGAAAAAGGAAAGAAUGAGACGAAAAAUAAAAAAGGAAGGAAGGGAGUAAAAUUAUAUAAUGAAACUAUUUGUAAUUAUUAUUAUUGACAUAAAAGUAUAAAUACACUUAGUUUUUUUAAUUAAAA
This is a messenger RNA of Sabethes cyaneus, 12081 nucleotides long. RefSeq names its product trithorax group protein osa (gene osa). Gene Ontology annotation, molecular function: DNA binding; nucleosome binding. Gene Ontology annotation, cellular component: nucleoplasm; brahma complex; SWI/SNF complex. The transcript has 15 exons. Lineage: Eukaryota; Metazoa; Arthropoda; Insecta; Diptera; Culicidae. Gene Ontology annotation, biological process: positive regulation of DNA-templated transcription; regulation of transcription by RNA polymerase II; chromatin remodeling. The record is from RefSeq and is a predicted model, not a curated record. Bases 901 to 8784 code for a protein of 2627 amino acids.